GAUGCAUGCCCUAGCAUCACAGAUUUUUUGAGGGCAUCUUGAUGCCUAGUGAGCAUGACAAAUGUCCUCUCUGCGUAGCAAAAAUUGCAUUCUCUUUGCUGCUCAUGCAAUAAAUUCAAAUGCAGCAUCACAAGUUGCAACCUUCCAGAGGACCCAGACACUUUUGCAUUUGAUAGUUGCAUUUGAUAAGAGAACGAUGCGGAUUUUCAAAACCCUCGCGUGUUCCUCCCUCUUGGGAACUUCGAUCCUGCUAUCCGAGUACGCCACUGCUCCCCGUCCCCCUCAUUUGAUGUCAUGCAAAAGCGCAAUCCUGCUGCACGUUGUCAGUAAUGAUGAUCAGUAUCACUGUCCUUUAGUAAAAACUAUUUUGCAUGACAAGUUUCAGAACCAGCACCAGGAGCAGCACUAGGAACAGCACUGAGCUCCAUCGAAGUACUCACUCAUUUGUCAUACAGAGCAUACACUUUUGCCAUCCUGUCUGUUUUUAUGCUAGUUCUUGAUUCCAAAUGAGGGGGAGCAGGAAGAGUUGUGCCCUCUUAUACCUGCCGGCUGCGGGCACGAGCAUGACUUCUGGCUUGAACGUAGGACAAUUUUGCGGCAUGAUGGGGGUCAUGAUGACCAACCCGGCCGCCCCUGCCUUAUGGGAUUCUCAAACGUUAACAUUGAUAUGAUUUAGCAUGCGAAGUGACAAGAAGGAUCACCUUCACCCUCCAGCGCCCCACGACGACCAAGUAGAUGCUUCGCAUGACAAGAUAUUCUCGAGCCGCUUGGAAAUAGCGCGGAAACUAAAUCUGCGCCAAAUUUGUAAUGCAAGCUGCGCGAGCUCGCCCUUUUGCUUGUUUUCUUUUUCACUUUCGCUAUUCUUGCCUCACAAAAUCAGCGCCCGAGGAGUGUGAUGAUCAGACGGCUUUGGUGUCGUGCCUGACUCCGUGACAAGGAGGCCAACUUAGUACCACGUGGCGGGAAGCAGGUGCCCUAUGGGUCGCUGCCUUUGUGGUUUCAGUAUCACAAAAAAAUCAUGCAAAACAGCAAUCAAUGUACUAGCGGUUGAGAGCCGUUCCAUAUGCCUGUGAAAAUGCUUGCAAAGGGAUUUAUACGGUAUGCCAGGACAAUGCGCUCACGACCGACAUGAGCGCGGUGCCGGAGUUUGAAUUUUAUUGAAAAGAAAAACUCCCCCUGCCCAUAUUGAAAGUGUAGGUUUCCGAAAAUUUGUGUAUGCUGAUUUUAGGUCAUGGUCACAGAUCACAUUUGUCUUGAAAGAAGACAAGGGCAGAAGCUUUCGCCCCGUUACGGGAGCGAUUUCGCAUGCUGUUGGGCGUCCUGCUAGAGGGCAGCCGUUUGUAGUAAUGCUGAACAAAACUAGACCCAGACGCCCCUACCUAGGGCUGGGGAUCUGGCCGCAAUGCCUUUCUGCAAUCCAACGCGCAUUUGUGUACACAAAUCCAGCAUUAGAAAUUCUGUUUUGAUAUGGGGAGGGGGGAUUUUUCCUUUCGAUAACUUUAUGUCCGUGGUUUGCAAAGCGGGUUGUUACCCUGAGGCGAAAAUGUUCAUCACCUGUUAUCGCAACGCCAACCCCAACGACGCCAACCAGCCGUCAGACGCGGAGAUGGACGCCGCGUACACGCAACAAUGCGGGGCCGCGCCUCCGACGCAUUCCAGCCUUCUCUCUUCCUCCGCCGCGGCCACGGGUCCCUCCAAGACGACGCUGCUCCUGUCUGUCGUGGCUGCAGCGGCCGGGUUGUUCCUGGCUACUUAUCAGACGGAUCUCAAACUCAUUUUUAUAUGGUUUGCUGUUGUCAUGCAAAUAAAUCGUCCUGCACGAAGAUCAUCAAGCUAGUACCUCGCAUGACAAAUUUGUAAAGCGCUAGUACAACGCAUGGAGAAAAGCAAAAGCAAUUUUUUUUGUAUAUUUUUAUGCAAGAUGCGCGAGGGCAGACUUUUGUUCUUUCCCCCUUGCCCUUCACUUUUUCUCUACUUCUUGCAUCAGCAUCUUCGCAAACUCACAUAAGAGCUAUCCAUGUAUUAACGUUUGAGAACUCCAUAGUUUGGCUUUGCAGUAAGCUGCAGGAGAGCCGAUGGCUUUAGUGCAGUGACCUUGCCCUCCAAGUAGACAUUCUAUUCGAGUGUCUAGAAGUCGAGCAAGAGGCUCUUCUAUCCGAAAAAAUUUGAAAUUGGAAUUAUUUGAACGCGAAUAUUGUAUUUUAGUAGUUUUAAUACUUCACAGUUUGCCAAUAACAUUUACACAUUUACACAAUUUACUACCUGUCUUCCUCAUUUCUGCUUUUCUGGUUUUUCGUAUAAUUUCUUUCGCCAUGAUUUGAAGCUGAACAGUACCACCCACCAAUCGUGUAAGUACAACUAAAGUAGUAUCAUCUUCAACAUUCAAAAACGUAAAGUAGUGUACUCAAAUUUUUGUAUCCGUUCUUGCGUAUUAUAGUCUAUAUGCAGCAUCUGGAGGACGUCAAGUGGCGCUUGUGGCGCAGGAUGUCGGACGCAGGAGGUCGCCGCGACUGGCGCAACUACAACAAGCUCACUUCGUCUACUCUCAUAUCGACGACGUCCAUUUUAAACUAGGAAAACCUAUUUCACUGUAAAAUAAAACUUGCGAUGCGUGGGAUGCAGCACAAAAGUAGACGUGUUUGUCGUGCCGCUAGUUGUACACUACAUGCAACAAGAGAGGGCAUAAUUUUCAGCCCGCCUGUGAUUUUCCCUUCAUAUCAGGCACGCAUGGCGGGUUUUCGUGCUGAAAAUAAAUACACUUGCGACGCACGGCACACUUACAGUGAUUACAGUGAAGCACUUUUUCUACUUCCGAUGCGUUUAUGAUGUCCGAUUUUUUCAUCCGUAGUUCUAGUAUCACCUACAACAUUAGUUUAUUUCAGUAUCAGCCUGAGUCAUGUUUUGUAGAAAGCCAACGAAGUGUUUCUUUGACGCGGUGCAUCCUUCUAAUCUGUGCUUUCUGAAAAUAAAGUAAUAAAACGCUCUUCGUGAAAAAAGUAGAAUAAAAAACGUACAAAAAAACUCACUGCGCGCGGCGUCUUCAUCUACACGAUGGAUGCACCAGCUGCGCUUUGAUUUUUAUGCGGAAACUGAAGCACACGGGCAGUGUCAUUUUUCCCGUGCAGGAGAAGGAGCUGGACGUGCAGGAGCUCCUGGACAAGGACGACGUGCGACGCACGGGAGUAGAAAAAUAAAGACUGUGACGAAUAAAGCCAAUAUCGAUAAAAUGAAAUAAAAUCGAUAUCGGUCCCAAAGUAGAUGUCGAACGAGCUUCCUCGGUAGUUUCAUAAUAUUCGUGCGCCACGAUUUCCGUCUAUAGACGAUGACAACAAGCUUUUUUCCACAGCCUCGGUUUGCUAGAGCGUCUCGUGCACCACGGUUGCAACAUAAACUUCCUCGGUUUCGUGCACCAUUGCGCAAUUUUUAAAUCCUCGUGCGUCAGCAUACAAGAAUAUAUAAAUUCUUGCGCUUUCCUAUUAAUAUCCUGUGCUAACGUAGUACAAUAAUCGUCUUCGUGCAGCAAGAAAACAAGGAACACGACGGGGGCGCUGCAGAGGCCGCAUAGUUGGCAGUGCAUUUGCGUGGUGUCCUCUUGUUA
Molecule: messenger RNA, 3598 nt
Organism: Amoebophrya sp. A120
Lineage: Eukaryota; Dinophyceae; Syndiniales; Amoebophryaceae
Source: the annotation of a GenBank genome assembly